Molecule: messenger RNA, 2544 nt
Organism: Salvia hispanica
Lineage: Eukaryota; Viridiplantae; Streptophyta; Magnoliopsida; Lamiales; Lamiaceae
Source: RefSeq, a predicted model, not a curated record
AAUUUUUUUUUUCAUCAACAUCCUUUGCUUCUCACCAAACAUUAUGAUAGGGAGAGUUUAGAAUGUUACGUGUGUGGUAAUGUUGUAAGUAAUUGGGAGUUAGCAUAUGCUUGCAAGCAACAUCAAUGUAAUCGUAGUGAUAGUGCUCGAGUUAUCCUCCAUAAAAGAUGUGGAGAGUUACCUCGAAUACUUUCGGAUCCCUCUCACCUUAUGCAUCCUCUUACCCUACUUGAUUAUCGGCAACUUCCAGCAUAUUACACGUGUGAUCUUUGUAUAAACACAAUGACUAGAAAGGUAGGGUAUAGGUGUGAUAGUUGUGAUUUUGACAUUCACGUAAAAUGCACAAAAUCAGGGUUGUCGAAGGAGAGAGUAGAGCUGCAACACCCGAGUCACAUCCAUCCAUUGACACUGAUGAGGAAGCAAGCUUUUCAAUUUAUGUGUGAUGGUUGUGGCACUGAUCAAGACAAGGACAUGGCGUAUGUGUGCAACACCUGCGAAUACUGGGUGCACGCGACUUGUGCUUUGUUGCCUAGCCUUCUCCCGCAAGAUCGCCACCAAUGCCACCACCACCCGCUUUCUCUAGCCUUUUGUUUCCCAAUGAAACAUCGUAGAUACAGAUACAAGUGUGAUGUUUGUGAUAAAGAUUUUGACGCGACAUGUUGGUUCUAUUUCUGUGGUGACUGCAGAUACUUUGCACAUCUCAAGUGUGCUACAUCCACGACCGACACAACAACACAAGACGUUUUGAGUAUAGAUGAUCAAAGUGAUGUGAUCCAAUUCCCAUUAGCUGACAUUUCCAUUUCAAGUAUGUUAAUCACACCUUUUGUGAUGAGAGAGAAAGGCAUCAUCCCUAAUGUGAAUGACAUGCCAAGAAUCAUAAAGAUGGAAGACACAACCGCAAGUUAUUCAUAUUAUCACAAACAUCCUUUGAGUUUGGUUUCAAAAGAUGAUGAUGAGGGCAAUCACGAAGAAGACGAUGCUGAAGAUGAAGAGAGGAAGAUAUGUAAUGUGUGCGUAACACCUAUAUCUUCUCCUCCAUAUUACCAAUGCGCUUCUUGCAAAUAUUUUAUCCACUUGAUUUGUUGUAUGUUGCCCAACACAUUAUCUCCCACCUCUCAAUAUGAUGAUUUCCCAGUUUCAGAUGAUAAAAAUCAUAAGUUGACAUUGUAUGCAAGCGAUGGGGAUUUGUCCUUGCAUUGGUGCUACCUUUGUAAACAUCCCACAAAUGGAAUGGUGUAUAAGUGUGAAGAGUGUAGAAUGAUUAUAGAUGUGACGUGCGCAUCUCUUCCAACUGCUAUCAACCAUGCAUCUCAUUCUCACACAAACCUCAUCAUGUCUACAUUAAAACCCAAAAUAGAGAAAAACAAGUGGAUCAAGUGUUAUUGUUGUGCAUACUUCCUUGGAAGCUCGUUUGGAUAUAUUUGCAGCAAAGAUGGUUGUGAAUUUGCAUUGGACUUGACAUGUGCUCAGCUACCACUGAGUGUAAGAAAGCCGGAGUGGGAUCACCACCCAUUGUUGUUGACGUUUGAUGCCACUUCAGACCAUCCCUCUGAUUUCUUUUGCGAGUUUUGCGAAGUAGAAAUGCAUCCAAAGAAACCAAUGUAUCACUGCCGCCCAUGCGAUCAGUCUUACCACUUUGAUUGCCUUGCCACUGGAUCUGGUGAUUACCGAAAUGUCAAAUUCGGGGGGAAAUUUGAGAUGGAUUCAAUACACCCUCACCACCCUCUCACUUACAAUUACAUCACCCUCAAGAAACGCUGUGAUGGUUGCAGCACCAACGAUGUGGACAUUGCGUACAUAUGCAUCACGUGCGAAUAUUGGGUGCACUCAAAGGCAAAAUUGUUGCACUACAAGCUGCAACUUCAAACUCUGAAAAAUGAUGCACUCCCUUUGCGUGAAUAUCUCAACAAGAUCAAAACGUGUUGUGAUCUGCUCGGAGCAGCAGGUUGCAAGGUCAUGGAUGAAGACCAUAUCCUCCAUAUUCUGGCAGGUCUUGGCAAGGAAUACGAUCCAGUGGUCGUAACCAUCACCUCAAAGGCAAAUUCGUGGAGCGUGCAGGAUGCAACUAACUUGCUUCUUUCUUUUGAGUCAAGGUUGGAAUCAACAGAUGUCUCCCCCAUCAAUCUUGAUGGAUCCCAGCCGACGGCUAAUCUUGCUCAAGCCACUGGUCAGAAGCGAGAAGGACCAUCGCGUAACCACCGUGGCGUUUUUGUAGGAUAUGGAAGAAAUGAAGGUGGUAGAGGAACUGGUUACUGUGGAGGGAGAGGGGGCCGAGGAAGAUUUUCUAGCAACCGUCUGCUCGUCUUUGGCCAGCAACAACAGUCUCUUUUGGGCCAGCAUCCUGCUACUAACAUAGCGCAGGCUCGGCACAACAAUGGUCAGUCUCAUCACUCCCACUCGAAGUUCAACUUUGACAAUGCUUCCUCAGUAUGGUAUCCGGAUUUCGGAGCCACGAAUCACAUCUCAAAUGAUCUGGCAAAUCUGAAUGUCAGCUCUGAGUAUCAUGGAGUCCUUGUUCCAUUCUACUCCCUCUCCUACCUCUAG